AGAAUGUCAAAGUUUGCUGCACAUCUUUCAAUUUUUGUUCAUCGAUUAAUUUCCAAAAAUAAAUAUUUUACUUUAAUUUUGAAUGACAAUGGCAAAACAGCAAGGCAAAGUGUAUUUGGGAUACGAAGACGAACCCAUCGGAGAAAAGUUUCAGACGCUAUUAUCUUACACAGUGAAUAAAAUUGGGGGAUUGCCUGAUUGGCCUCCCUUGGAAAAUGUGCAAUUCUCUUCGAAGUGUCCCCUCUGCGGGCUACAUAGGCUGCUCGUUGUGCAAUGCUAUGCUCCUCUUGAAAAUUCAACCUAUCAUCGCACUUUGUAUGUUUUCGCGUGUAUCAAUCCAAACUGUUGGACGCAAUCUGAGAGCUGGCUAUGCCUCCGAAGUCAAAUUCUAGAUAGUGCAACGAGUCAGCCAAGUACUAUAGUUGCUAUGCCAAAAUCUGAGAGUAACCUUACUUGGUGCAACGGUGCUGAUGAGUGGGAUGAAAAUGAUAACGGAGAUAGCGCUAACGGAAAUGUAAUGAAUGUUGACAACGCCCCUAGUCCUAACAAUGCUAUGCAAAGAAAUUCAGAUGAAGACGAAGAAAGCAAUUCCAUAGAAUUGGAGACUGUGGAACAAGCACUCGGAAACUUGCAAGUAUUUGAUGCUCACAAUGCUAACAUGUCUCCAGUGCAAGGAGCCAUUGGGGCUAUUGGUGCUCCAGUAGCAGCGGCAGAGUUGGAAGGCGGGGAUGAACCAGGGCUGGUGACGGUGGACACACCUUUGGCACCUACUAGUGAUAUGGAGACCUUACUUCACCAAACAGCUGAAUUGCCACCCGACUUACGAAGUCGACUAAUGCUAGGACCUUUACAAUUUGUGCCAAAGUAUAUUUAUGUUGAAGAGGAAUGGAGAAAACCACACAACUAUGAAGACAAAGUGACGGAACUUCUUAACAAAUAUCAAAGAGAAAAUGAAGAAAUAGAAGCAUGCGCCGCCGGCGAUAGAGUGGGAGGGGCAGUGGGCGGGUCGGAGGACGAACAGUACGAAGAGGCCACGCCCCUCCAUGGUGAUAGACUCUUCCACGCGUUUAUAACCCGCUUGCAGGAUAAUCCUGGACAAAUAUUGAGGUAUUCCCGCGAAGUGCCACCAUUGCUUGGCGCGCCUCUGCCGAGUGCCGCCAACACGCCUGAAGGAGGUGCGGCCGCGGCGGCCACUGGACUCGCUCAGGUUGGCGGCACCUGCCCCCGCUGCGGCCGCGCGCGCGUCUGCGAGCUCCAACUGGUGCCAACUCUGGCACAUUCGCUGCGUCUGGCCGGAGCAUUCCCCGCGCCGUCUCACCUGCACUUCCUCUCAGUUUUAAUACUCACAUGCCCGCUCAGCUGCUGGCAACCCCGAGAUACACUCGUGCAAGAGGCCGUUGUGUUCCAACCGGAAGUCGUUUAAUUGGUGUUCGAAUUUUAAAUCCCACUUGUCAGGAAAUAAAUUAAUAACGGAUGGAAUAGUUUCAGAAUGAGAGAUUCCUGUUCGAAAACAAAACACUAGCGAUAGUGACGUACGUUGUAUCAGCGCUGGGCUCCUCUGUGCCAACUUACCUACACUUCCUCUCAGUCCUCAUACUAUCUUGUCCACUCAGUCAGUUGCUGGCAACCACGUGUUUAAAAAGGUGGUUCGAAUUUUAAAUUCGAUUAAAAGGAAACAAAUGAAUAGCUGAUAUUAAAUUGUUAUUUGUUCACUAAUUCCUGUUCAAAACAAAAUUAAACGAUAG
This is a messenger RNA of Ostrinia furnacalis (Asian corn borer), 1745 nucleotides long. It is a transcript of the gene trus, whose product is annotated as programmed cell death 2 like trus. The record is from RefSeq and is a predicted model, not a curated record. The coding region runs from base 83 to 1423 and encodes 446 amino acids. The transcript is spliced from 9 exons. Gene Ontology annotation, cellular component: cytoplasm. Gene Ontology annotation, biological process: apoptotic process. Lineage: Eukaryota; Metazoa; Arthropoda; Insecta; Lepidoptera; Crambidae.